CGGCGAGGUCCUUUCGCUCACAGUACGACUGUCACGCCUCAGUUUCCAUCAUCUAUAGGUCAAAGCAGCAAUGAUUCGCUCAGUAUCUUUACUCAAAUACUCUUUAAAUCUUUCUCAGCGGGCUCAUGUCAGGCUGUUAUCAUCCAGCAGAGGGAUAACAAACAGAAUAGUGCCCGCGACGUUCACUGGAGCUGACACCAAUGGCAGACAUCAGCAGCAUUACGGCAGACCGGUCAGAGUCUGGAGCUCAAGCUGUACCGGUGCCCGUGUGCUUCACCGCCGCACAUACAGCACUCAACAAGUAGAACCUGCAGAAGAAGAGCAGCUCCACAGCAUCAUCAGUGACACAGAGAGCAUUCAAGGAUCCUUCUCCAAACAUGAGUUCCAAGCGGAGACGAAGAAACUGCUGGAUAUUGUGGCCAGGUCCCUGUAUUCUGAGAAGGAGGUGUUCAUCAGAGAGCUCAUCUCGAACGGCAGUGAUGCGCUGGAGAAACUGCGGCACCGGAUGAUGACAUCAGGUGGUGACGCAGCAACGAUGGAGAUCCACCUGCAGACAGACGCAACCAAAGGAACCUUCACCAUCCAGGAUACAGGUAUUGGGAUGAGUAAUGAAGAGCUGGUUUCUAAUCUGGGCACCAUCGCUCGGUCUGGAUCGAAGGCGUUUCUUGAAGAACUUCAGAAUCAAGCGGAGGCCAGCAGCUCCAUCAUUGGUCAGUUUGGUGUGGGUUUCUACUCCGCCUUCAUGGUGGCUGAUAAGGUGGACGUUUACUCUCGAUCUGCUGAACCAGACGCUCCCGGAUACAAGUGGUCCUCAGAUGGUUCUGGAUUAUUUGAGAUCGCUGAAGCUUCAGGUGUGCGUCAGGGCACUAAGAUCGUGCUCCACCUUAAAGACGACUGUAAGGAGUUCUCGUCCGAGGACCGCGUCAAAGAGGUUGUGACCAAGUACAGCAACUUUGUCAGCUUUCCGAUCUUCCUGAACGGACGACGGCUGAACACACUUCAGGCGCUGUGGAUGAUGGAGCCCAAAGACAUCAGCGAGUGGCAGCAUGAGGAGUUUUAUCGGUACAUCGCUCAAGCUCACGAUAAACCGCGCUACAUGCUGCACUACCGCGCCGACGCUCCACUCAACAUCCGCAGCAUCUUCUACGUGCCGGAGAUGAAGCCGUCAAUGUUUGACGUGAGUCGUGAAAUGGGAUCCAGCGUGGCUCUGUACAGCCGGAAGGUUCUGAUCCAGACCAAAGCCUCAGAUAUUCUUCCCAAGUGGCUUCGCUUCUUGCGAGGUGUCGUAGACAGCGAAGAUAUUCCUUUAAACCUCAGUCGAGAGCUGCUUCAGGAAAGUGCUCUGAUCAGGAAACUGAGAGAUGUUUUACAGCAGCGGAUCAUUCGCUUCUUCUUAGAUCAGAGCAAGAAAGAUCCGGAGAAGUACGCCCGGUUCUACGAUGACUACAGCCUGUUUAUGCGUGAGGGCAUCGUGACCACAGCCGAGCAGAGCGUCAAGGAGGACAUCGGCAAGCUGUUGCGCUUCGAGUCAUCCGCUCUUCCCGCCGGACAGCAGACCAGUCUGAUGGAGUACGGCUCUCGCAUGAAGGCCGGAUCCAGGAAUAUUUAUUACCUGUGCGCGCCGAACCGCCACCUGGCCGAACACUCGCCGUACUUCGAGGCCAUGAAACAAAAAGACAUGGAGGUUCUGUUCUGCUUCGAGCAGUUUGAUGAGCUGACGCUGCUUCACCUCCGAGAGUUUGACCGGAAGAAGCUCAUCUCCGUGGAGACCGACAUCGUGGUAGAUCAUUACAAAGAAGAUAAGUUUCAAGACAGCAAAGCUGAAUCUGAGAGGCUGACGGAACAGCAGGCCGAAGAUCUGAUGGCGUGGAUGAGAAACUCACUCGGACAGAAAGUCACCAACAUCAAGGUGACCCCGCGUCUAGACACACACCCGGCCAUGAUCACAGUGCUGGAGAUGGGAGCCGCACGACACUUCCUGCGCACGCAGCAGCUCGCACGCAGCUCGGAGGAGAGAGCGCAGAUCCUGCAGCCCACGCUGGAGAUCAACACCGGACACGACCUCAUCAAGAAACUCGACGCUUUGAGAGACUCAAACUCUGAACUCGCUCAGAUGGUUCUUGACCAGAUUUACGACAACGCCAUGAUCGCCGCUGGGCUGAAUGAAGACCCCCGUCCGAUGAUUUCUCGUCUGAAUAAACUGCUCACACAAGCUCUGGAUAAACAUUGAAGCUCACGCUGUAUCUCACCCCGCUGGACUCAGUUUUACUAUCAUUGGAGCUGUACACGGCUCUGCCUCACCACCUCACGCCCUCAACUCAAGAUAAAGUUAUCUAUAUAAAGACUUGAGAAUCUGUGACAUCUGUGGGUUUGGUGGGAGUCACAGUUUAUCAGCUGUAAAGAGACCAUUUUUUCAUUUGUCUGUCUGUUGUCAUUGUGAAGAAACUGAAUGAGGAAGAAUCUGCUGAAAAUUGAACUUUGUGAGAUGAGGAUAAUGUGUUGUACUAGGUAUUAACUGUCCAUCAUUUAAAUGUUUUGUCCAGACGUUGUCUGAUUGUUUCAACACAUAAAUUAAUGAUACUGUAGUAAAUUUAAGGAGUGAUUAGAUCUCAAAUACAUAAAAUUAAAGGUCUACACAUUUUUCUUA
Triplophysa dalaica is the source of this 2647-nucleotide messenger RNA. Its product is annotated as heat shock protein 75 kDa, mitochondrial-like. The transcript is spliced from 18 exons. Gene Ontology annotation, molecular function: ATP binding; ATP hydrolysis activity; protein kinase binding. Gene Ontology annotation, biological process: protein folding. Gene Ontology annotation, cellular component: mitochondrial inner membrane. Bases 71 to 2230 code for a protein of 719 amino acids. The record is from RefSeq and is a predicted model, not a curated record. Lineage: Eukaryota; Metazoa; Chordata; Actinopteri; Cypriniformes; Nemacheilidae.